GUCAGAGCGUAGGUUCUGCUUGGUUCCCAGCGCAAACAUGGCGGCGACGCGGCUCUUCUGGAGAACUUCAGGCGUUAAGUCUUCAUUAACCGGGUUAACCGGAGGCGUGCACAGCAGUUUGGGACUAACUCUGCUUAAACUGUAUCCCGACUGCACAGCCAAGCCGAAAACACAGAGGAGACACGCAGCGCACUUUACCUUUCAACCUGACCCGGUGACCACUCAGUAUGGCCCCACACAGAAGAUGAAUCUAUUCCAGUCAGUAACCAGUGCCUUGGACAACACGCUUGCCAGUGAUCCCACCGCAGUGAUUUUUGGUGAGGAUGUGGCGUUCGGUGGGGUGUUUCGAUGCACGGUCGGCCUCAGAGAUAAAUAUGGUAAGGACCGUGUAUUUAACACCCCGCUGUGUGAGCAAGGCAUUGUGGGGUUUGGGAUCGGUGCAGCCGUCGCAGGAGCCACCGCUAUUGCAGAGAUUCAGUUUGCCGACUACAUUUACCCAGCGUUUGAUCAGAUUGUGAAUGAAGCGGCCAAGUACCGGUACCGUUCGGGGAACAUGUUUGACUGUGGGAAGCUGACCAUCAGAUCUCCGUGGGGCUGCGUGGGUCACGGCUCGCUCUAUCACUCCCAGAGUCCAGAGGCCUUCUUCGCACACUGUCCUGGAAUUAAGAUUGUUGUGCCGAGAGGUCCGGUCCAGGCCAAGGGUCUUCUUCUGUCCUGCAUUGAUGAUAAUAACCCAUGCAUCUUCUUUGAGCCUAAAAUCCUCUACAGAGCAGCAGUGGAGCAGGUUCCCACAGAAGCCUAUCACAUCCCUCUCUCCCAGGCCGAGGUCCUGCAGGAGGGCAGCGAUCUCACGCUGGUGGCCUGGGGAACACAGGUACAUGUGAUGAGGGAAGUGGCUGCCAUGGCACAGGAAAAGCUGGGUGUCUCCUGUGAGCUCAUCGACCUUCAGACCAUUUUGCCCUGGGACAAAGAGACCAUUUGCAAGUCGGUGGUGAAGACGGGUCGGCUGCUCAUCAGUCAUGAAGCUCCAGUGACCGGAGGCUUUGCAGCGGAGAUCAGCUCUACUGUUCAGGAGGAGUGUUUCCUCAACUUGGAGGCUCCCAUCAGUAGGGUUUGUGGGUAUGAUACGCCCUUCCCGCACAUCUUUGAGCCCUUCUACAUCCCCGACAAGUGGAAGUGCUUUGAGGCCGUCAAGCGCAUGAUCAACUACUGAAACACAGGCAAUACAGAUUGACAACUUCAUCAGUGAACAAACCAGUCAAUCCCACAGCCAAGCUCCUGCCUGUAGAUGGGACCAUGUUACCGGACAGGCUG
Rhinichthys klamathensis goyatoka is the source of this 1314-nucleotide messenger RNA. It is a transcript of the gene bckdhb, whose product is annotated as branched chain keto acid dehydrogenase E1 subunit beta. Bases 38 to 1213 code for a protein of 391 amino acids. Gene Ontology annotation, biological process: branched-chain amino acid catabolic process; response to nutrient. The record is from RefSeq and is a predicted model, not a curated record. NCBI's taxonomy places the organism in Eukaryota, Metazoa, Chordata, Actinopteri, Cypriniformes, Leuciscidae. Gene Ontology annotation, molecular function: catalytic activity. The transcript has 11 exons.